GCGGUUGGAUGCACCGCACCAGAUCCGCGGUCUGAUUGUCCGUCGGCUGUCGCGCAACUUCAUCGCGAUAUCAAUUUAUCAGCAGGGCCCGCGCGUCAAUCCCCUCCAGCCAGCCAACAUCUUGCACGUGUCCGAAUCCAGGCCUAGACUCGAAGCCCAAAAUGGCGACCAAGAAGGACAUGCGCAGGCCAGACCUGAUUGUGCCGUACCAGGCGCCGGCUCCCAAGGCCGACGGCGCCGAUAUCCAGUCCACCCUUUCCUCGACACUGCCAAUGGCUGCUAUUUUCAUGAGGAACCGCUUCAUCGGAUGGGCUGCGGUUGUAUUCAGUCUACAGAGCUGGCUGGGCGAGAGCGAGGAGUCCAAGAACAAUUCAGCAACCCCCGGCUACUUUGGUGUUGGCAUGUCCCUCAUGUCCCUUGUUGUCUGCUAUCUGCCGAUGUUCCUUCCUCCCCAAGCCGGUGGCCUAAAUCGCGGAGCUACGGGAACUGAUGCCCCUCCCCCGGUCCCUCCGUCAUAGAAGCGUCGGGGCUUGUUAUGCUGGCUCUGUAUAAUUGCGAUCUUCUGCUAAUAUAGACGGGUAUUUGAACCCUCGUGAACCGGGGGAAUGGUUCGGCGAAGUAAUAGGUGGUACUGUACAUAUAACCUUGCUUUAGGUUUAAUGAAGAACGCAGAGCAA
Messenger RNA from Pyricularia oryzae 70-15, 677 nucleotides. RefSeq lists its product as uncharacterized. Gene Ontology annotation, biological process: protein insertion into ER membrane. The transcript has 4 exons. Gene Ontology annotation, molecular function: protein folding chaperone. The record is from RefSeq and is a predicted model, not a curated record. Gene Ontology annotation, cellular component: endoplasmic reticulum membrane. Lineage: Eukaryota; Fungi; Ascomycota; Sordariomycetes; Magnaporthales; Pyriculariaceae. The coding region runs from base 162 to 518 and encodes 118 amino acids.